AUGUAUUCCUUUCCAAAGCUGCAAAAAGCUAUUGUUCUCACUGGAACCAGUGACACCUACGAGGUUCUUAAGUAUCAAGACGUCCCCACCCCACAGAUCGAAUCUCCAAAAGGUAUUAUCAUCAAGGGAAAGUACGCUGCUGUCAACUUUGUUGAGACAUACUUCAGAAAGGGUUGGAAUUCCCCCCAAAUUCCAUUGAUUUUAGGAAGAGAUGGUGCUGGUGAAAUUGCGGCUGUUGGAUCCGAGGUCAAAGACUUUAAAGUGGGCGAUAAAGUUGUCUACUUAUUGAAAAAUUCUUACUCUGAAUACAUUAAAACCUCUGCUGAAGAACAGCGUAUUUCCAAGCUUCCAGCUGAUACAACCGAGAAGGACUUGGAAUUGUAUGGGUCGUUACCAGCACAGGCUAUAACUGCAUACAUUUUCGCUGAAAAGGCUGGUUACACUCCAAAGACAGGUGACCAUGUAUUGGUUUGGACUGCUGCUGGGGGAGUGGGGCAAGUACUUGUUCAACUUUUAAAUGAUUUUGGUGUCAAUGUUAUUGGUUUGUCGUCUACCGACGAAAAAUUGGAGUUCGUAAAGAGCUUGGGUGCAAAAUACACCAUUAACUACAAGACAGAUGAUGUUGUCAGUAAGGUCAAGGAGUUUACCGAAGGCAAGGGUGUCAAUGCAGUCUAUGAUGCUGUUGGUAAAGCCUCCUUCGACACCACUAUUGCGUCGUUGGGACAAAAUGGGGUUUUCAUUAGUUACGGAACCUCUAGUGGUGCGAUUCCACCAGUUAACCUUGGAAUUUUGACUCCUAAAAACCUCGUUUUUACCAAACCUAACCUUUUCGGGUUCCUUCCUGACAGAAACACUUGGAACUAUUACCUCAACAAGGUUAUUUAUGAUUACAAAUCUGGUAGAGUCAAGUACCUGCCCGUUGUAUAUGACAUGAAGGACUACGCUAAGGUUACUGAGCUUUUGGAAGCUGGUUCCACUUCGUCUAAAUUUGUAUUGAAAAUCUAA
Messenger RNA from Yamadazyma tenuis ATCC 10573, 1005 nucleotides. Lineage: Eukaryota; Fungi; Ascomycota; Pichiomycetes; Serinales; Debaryomycetaceae. The record is from RefSeq and is a predicted model, not a curated record.